Amoebophrya sp. A120 is the source of this 2217-nucleotide messenger RNA. The record is from the annotation of a GenBank genome assembly. NCBI's taxonomy places the organism in Eukaryota, Dinophyceae, Syndiniales, Amoebophryaceae.
CGAACCUCAACCUUUCCCGUUUGUGCGGCCGCUCACUACCGCAUAUCAGCAGGACAGCGGUAUUUCGCUUUCGUACAGACUGGCGGUACUAGAAGUAGUUGUCGAGGCAAUUUCAUUCUUUUGCAGCGGCUACCGGGGUUGCACUUGCAAGUGCAUGUCCAACGGAUCUACUUCAUUAUCAUUUACAUUAAUAUACGCAGAGCAAUCAUGUCGAUCGCCUUCCGCUUUGUUUCAUCCAGUAGAUGGAUCAUGCUCUUGGCUUCAUCUGCUCCAGAGCUGCGUCAAAAACCUCUUCGGCCGCGCACCUACUACUUUCCACAGGCGCUCUUCUUCCGUGUGUUGUUCCUUCUUUACGCUUGCCCCGCAGCGAAAGAAACCCAGAAUGUCUUUCCGAACGUUGCGGACAUGCGGGAUGAGCUUCGCGCCGGUGACUACCGGCUGGUCCGGCCGAGUCCCACGACUAAGACCGCGGAAGUGCAGAAGCGCUACCGGAUGGAUGGGACAGUUGCUGCGUUCGUAAAGAAGGUGAUGGGACGAGUCAACGAAGCGAAGGAGACCCUGCGCCGAAAAGAGCUGCUCCCAGCGAUGAAGGACGAUUUGCAAGAGGAAAUCAAAGUCACGGACCAGGAACUGCAAGACAACCAGCAGACGCUCGAAGAGUACCAGGAGGAGUGGCUAUCCAGGAAACAACACCCAUCCCCAUCCAAUUUGUCAUGCAAAACAUGCAUGAUAAGCUGCAGUGUUUGUCAUGCAAAAAAUGGAUUGGGAUGGUUUUUUUUUUCCUGGACACUGGCGGCAAUCCAUCUACCGCCAGUAUAACGCCACGCUGAAGCAGCACUUCCCCGAACCAAGGCAACUGGACUUGGAAGUGAUCCACCUGCUGACGACGAACAGCCCAGAAAAUCGCCGUGCUUUGGAGCCGCUACUGGGCUACGUGGCGCACGGCCUAACGUCGUUUGGGAACUUCACGAAACACAGCGAAACGAUUGCCACUGCCGCGGAGGCCGUUUGGAUUCUUAGUUUUAAUGACAAGAAAAACCUAUCCUGCGGAUCAAAUAAAGUAUGGUGCGAUGCUCGUACUCAUUGCGUUGGUGCAUGAACGAGAUGAUCAAAAGGAAAAUUGAAAUAUAAUGAUCUUUAUCCCUAGCCUGCACUAGCAUUCCAAAGGUGUACUUCUCAUGUGGAAAACAAGAAAUUGUAACGCACUCUAGCAUCCGAGUUCGAGUAUGUACGAGAAGUGGCGCUAUUCUUAUUCUUUUGCAUAAACCCAAGAGAUUCUCACAUUCGAGUAUAACGCGAUCGAGAAGUUGGCAGCGGUGCUCGACAAUUACUUCACGUACUACGACACCACGAGAGAUGAGCAAGAUACGGCCAUGGCGAACCGAAAGGAGAUGAAACCGCCGCAAAUCAACGUGGAGGCGGCGAAAUUCGCCCCGAUCGCCGCCAUGUGGGCGGCGGCGGCCUUGCAGAACUUGGCCGCGAGCUACUGCAGUUCUUCGUCCUCGAGCCGGUGCGAGUGGGCGUGGGAUACGAAAUCCUCUCUCUUACAAAACACCACAGCGGUUGUGAUCGACAAUGCGUUCAACAGGGAGGACAUUAUGGCCGUGCUCGUGGAGAGCGAGGGGCAUCUGUGGGAGAAAAUCGCGGGGCGCAUGCUUUGUCAAAACAGCAACAGUAGGAAAUUUAGAGACAGUUUGAAACCAGCCACGGUGGAAGAUGUGCGGCAGCUAGCAGUUUCGAAAAAGGAGAAGGCGAUGCUGCAGGACCCGAGGUACAUGAACCAACUCGCGGUCUGGGCCUUUGCGGGGUUGCUGAAAAAUCUGGCGAUACGUACGGAGAGCCAUCGCUUUUACGGGGAGGGAGCCUGGAAGUGUUUGUGCGAUUUGACGACGAGCGCAGACUGGUUGGAGAGUAGCAAGGCGGAAAAGGCGAUUUUGCAUUUGGGCGGGAAUGAAACGGACUGUCAGAAACGGAUGAAAACCAUGCGACAGAGGGAGCUCUGACGAUGGCAGCGGCAGGUUGUUGGUGGGAUUCGAUUUGUUGCGAAGUGGCUGAUUGAUGGAAUGAAAAUAAAAACAUUAUCAUGCGACCGCGCCCACUGGGUUUUGGAUUCUCAAAGUUAGAGUGCGAGCAUCAAGAAAAGGCAUAAGAAGAAGAACCUUGCUUAUGAUCGGCCAGGAAAAGUUAGUCCGAUCGGUUCGCGGCCUACAAAGUUAU